Messenger RNA from Cylicocyclus nassatus, 588 nucleotides. The record is from the annotation of a GenBank genome assembly. Lineage: Eukaryota; Metazoa; Nematoda; Chromadorea; Rhabditida; Strongylidae.
AUGGAUGGCGUUAUCACUCGUCAUGCGAUCUAUGGAGAUCUGUCCAACAUUAAUUAUGUAGUAUCCCGAAAUGGAAUCGUCACGCUCUACAAACGAUUUGUAUCACUAGCAACACAUCGCGACAAAGCAACCAACGAGUACUUCUUGACCGAAUCAGACUUCCAAAACAUCACCGAAUUACAACAGAAUCCACUAGGACAGCGGAUAAUUGACGCAUUCUUCGCGGAUGCUGAAGUUGUCGAAAGGCGAAAAGUCUAUUUCCGCGACUUUGUCAAAGUUCUCAGCCAUUUCCGUCCAAUAAACAAAAACAAGCCACAUCCAUGGAAUAGCCGUGAGGCAAAGCUGCGAUUUGCAUUCACUAUGUACGACUUGAAUAAGAGCGGAACGAUCACCAAAGAUGAGUUCAAGGACAUUUUACAGAUGAUGAUUGGUGCAAAUGUACCUGAGGAGCAGGUAAAUUCGAUUGCCGAUCGUACGAUGAGAGAAGCAGACAAGGAUGGUGACGGAUGCAUAACUUUUGCUGAGUUUUGUCAUGCAAUGGAGAAGACGGAUAUCGAACAAAAGAUGUCUUUUCGCUUUCUGACGUGA